Labeo rohita (rohu) is the source of this 1614-nucleotide messenger RNA. It is a transcript of the gene dnaaf19, whose product is annotated as coiled-coil domain containing 103. The record is from RefSeq and is a predicted model, not a curated record. Lineage: Eukaryota; Metazoa; Chordata; Actinopteri; Cypriniformes; Cyprinidae. Gene Ontology annotation, cellular component: outer dynein arm. Bases 949 to 1614 code for a protein of 221 amino acids. The transcript has 3 exons. Gene Ontology annotation, biological process: epithelial cilium movement involved in extracellular fluid movement; inner dynein arm assembly; determination of left/right symmetry.
CUUGAGGCUUCAUAUUUGACAUGCAUACAUGAAAUCUACAUUUAUUUAUUAAUGCUUUAAGAACAUUAAUGAAAUAUUAGUUCUUAACAGAAAAUUACCAUGAAAUCUUAAUAGAUUUCCUGGCUGAAAAUGUGUAUACAUGGAAGAAAUUGAGUUAAAAAUGUAAAUGAUACACAUUUAAAUCUCAAAUGUGACCCUAGACCACAAAACCAGUCAUACUUGUUGUGUUGUUUUUUUUUUUUUUUUUUCAUUUACAUAAGCUUUCCAUUGAUGUAUAGUUUGUUAGGAUGUAAGAAAAUAUGGCUUUCAAUUAUUUGAAAAUAUGGAAUCUGAGGGUGCUAAAAAAUUAAAUACUAAGAAAAUUGCCAUUGAAGUUCUUAGCGAUGCAUAUUACUAAUUAAAAUGAUUUUGAGAUAAUUGCGGUAGGAAAUUGACAAAAUCUCUUAAUAGAACACGAUUUUUACUUAAUAUCCUAAUGAUUUUUGGCAUAAAGGAAAAAUAGAUCCCAUACAAUUUAUUGUUGGGCAUUGCUACAAAUAUACCAGUGCUACUUAUGACUGGUUUUGUGGUCCAGGGUCAUAUGAUGGUAAUGCAUAAACAAAUACAAAAGACAAAAUUCGUUUUUCAACUGCAAAGAACAACGAGCUGUACGUCUAUAAAGUAGCUAAAUGAUACAUUUUAUGUUUUGGUAAUGUUACAUAGCAUAUCCUACAAAAUGUAUAUAAAUUACAUGUUUUAAAUACGUUUCGCUGAUCUGAAAAGCACUCUUUCCUGCUAGCGUCACAGCGUAAAUGCGAUGCGUGGUUGUUAUGGAGACCAGUUUGUUAUGGAGGCGUGAGGAAUUUAACUGUUAGCUGUGCUCGUUUCUGUCUUUUGAGGUAAAUAACAUUAUUAGUUCUCCUCAUAAAAGUAAAUUGGGUGACUUUUCACGUAGCAGUAAGUGCAGGCAUGGAGAAAUCUGAUAUGAUAAAUUUCAGUUCUCUUGAAAAAGAGCUACAAGCGGCGCUGGAAGCGGACAGGAAGUAUCAGAGGGAAAAUGAUGCCAAAUUUCGCGCUUUGAACCAAAACGUAGCCAGUUAUGAAGAAUUCAGGGAUAUAGUACUUGCAUCUCAUUUAAAGCCCCUUGACAGAAAGGACAUUUCUGGUGCGCCUCGAAAGCAGCCGUGGAAUCCAAUUGCUUUUGACUCAAAACGUGAAAGUCCUUUAUCUGAGGAGGUCCAGCCACAGUUAUCUGAGAUCAAACCAAGAAGUGCAUCAGAAUUCAUCCGUGACUGGCGCAGGUUUGCAGGAAGCUCAUUGGAAAAGUACAGUCUCCUUGUGAGUCUGGGAGGCAAGGCUCUGCAGGAAAUCUUCAGAACUGAAGUUGGCCUUGGUCUCCUAGGCGACUUCCUUCUGAUUCUGUCACAAUGUCUUAAAUCAGGGGAUGAGGAAAUAGUGAUUGGCGUGCUGGACGGUUUUUCCAGAACUGGACGUUUUGGCCUUAAUCUGUCCCUACUUAGUCAGACGGAACAAAAAGCCUGUGAGGAGCUUUUCCACAAGCUGCAAGUUGCAGUUGGUGAUUCUUCUGACAUAAAACUGAAAGCAUUAAUGGGAAAAUAUGGGAUCCAAAAAUAG